AUGGGACGGGUCAUGUCAGGGAUGCACUAUCGCUUUGAUAGCCCCGAUGAGUACCGGUGGUGGAACGAGAACUCAGCGCGUUACCCCAACCAGGUUUACUACCGGGAUUACAGCAGCCCCGUGUCGCAGGACGUCUUCGUCGCCGACUGCUUCAACAUCACGGUGACCGAAUACAACAUCGGACCUGCUGUCAAGAAGAACGCCUCCGAGGCUGGCUCAGCCGUCAACCAAACGGAGACGGAGCUGGAGACCAAGGUGGUGACCAAAGUCAUCCGGGAGAUGUGCAUCCAGCAGUACCGCGAGUACCGCCUGGCCUCCGGCAUCCGGCUGCAUCUUGCUGAUGCCUCCCUCGCCGCCCUCCUCCUCCUCACCCUCUUCGUCAUGCACUGA
This is a messenger RNA of Nestor notabilis (Kea), 390 nucleotides long. RefSeq names its product prion protein (gene PRNP). Gene Ontology annotation, cellular component: membrane. The transcript has a single exon. The coding region runs from base 1 to 390 and encodes 129 amino acids. Gene Ontology annotation, biological process: protein homooligomerization. The record is from RefSeq and is a predicted model, not a curated record. NCBI's taxonomy places the organism in Eukaryota, Metazoa, Chordata, Aves, Psittaciformes, Psittacidae.